AUGGCGGGUAAUGAUACCAUAAACAAUACCUCAGACUACUGCUUGCUGUUUCCAGGGACGCCACAAUACUGUGAUAUUUUAAUAUAUUCAAGAGGCAUCGCGGGAGGUCUUUCCCUCAUUGGAAGUUCGUUUGUUUUAUCGAUAUCUUGGCUGUUCCGGAAGUAUGCGGCAUUUGUCCAGAGGAUGGUUAUCUAUUUGAGCGUGUCUGCUUUUUUCCAUGCCAUUUCCUUUAUGAUGGGAGGUGUGUAUCCGUUGGGUCCAGCCUGUGUGUUAAAAGGAUUCUGGAUUACAUAUUUUCACUGGGCGGUAUUACUUUGGGACGUGCACAUUACAUGUAAUCUCUACCAAAAUGUCGUCAAGAUGAAAUCAUUGGAGAAGUUCGAAAAAAUAUUCUGCCUGAACUGCUGGGGAAUUCCUUUUGUGAUAGCAUUGGUUCCUCUCAUAGCGGGGCGGUAUGGUCCAGCAGGGGCAUGGUGCUGGAUUGUUGACGCGUGGGAUUUGGAGCGGCUGUUUCUCUGGUACAUCCCGCUUUUUCUUGGUAUAUUUUUUAUGACAAUUGUUUACCUAUAUAUAGUCUACACACUAAAGAGGAAGGCAUCAACAUGGCAUGGUACCUAUGACCCGGAUAUGGAACAGAAAAAAGCACAGAUGCGUAACGAUAUUACUGCCCUGCGUUUUUACCCUUUGGUGUAUUUAGUGAUCAAUAUAAUUCCACUCAUAAAUAGGAUACAGAAUGCAAUACAUGAAGAUAAACCUGUAUUUGGAUUGAUCCUCGGUCAGAGUAUAACAGCCCCUCUUCAAGGUGCGUUGAAUGCGAUGAUUUUUGGUGCUGACAAGGAAACAAUCAGUCAACUCACCUGGCCUGGUAUAAAGAUGGCUUUCCAAUCAAGGUUUCGGAGAAAAGCAUUGAUUAGAGAGUAUGUGAUAGAAGAGGACAUAACAGUCCCUCCACCAGAUGGCAACACUGCCAGUACCAUAGAUGUCAUGGACACCCAUAUAUAA
This is a messenger RNA of Ylistrum balloti, 1002 nucleotides long. RefSeq names its product cyclic AMP receptor-like protein A. Lineage: Eukaryota; Metazoa; Mollusca; Bivalvia; Pectinida; Pectinidae. The coding region runs from base 1 to 1002 and encodes 333 amino acids. Gene Ontology annotation, biological process: cell surface receptor signaling pathway; adenylate cyclase-activating G protein-coupled receptor signaling pathway. The transcript is spliced from 13 exons. Gene Ontology annotation, molecular function: G protein-coupled receptor activity. The record is from RefSeq and is a predicted model, not a curated record. Gene Ontology annotation, cellular component: plasma membrane.